AUGCUGCACCCCAAUACUCGUAUUGGGACCGUCUUUCAGACACGAGGCGUCGGACAAACAAAAGUUAUUCCACUUCGCUGCAGUGCAGCUGCUGUUGGUGGUGUCAGCGGGAUCACGUGUAUCGAAACGAUUCAGCUCCCCGGCAUGAUAAGAUGUCGUGCGUCUUUGCGGCCUUCGCUUUGGACCGCUUUCAUCAACAUGCAGUGGGCUUAUUUCUGGCAAGCUUUCAGGCGAGAGAGAGUGGAGCAGUUGCUGGGUAGGAUCAGAUGCAGCUGGCAGAACGCAGUGGUCGUUUCGUCCAAUGCUACGUGUCUAGUUUGGCACACUAGCAGAAAUGCAAACACUAUCGGUCGUCGUGCUUCCGCGGGUUGUUGGACUACCCCUUCGCGCCCACUUGCCGCUAUUUCUCGGCCCCAACCCCUGUUUUCGCGCAGUUGGAGGCAACCUCGGGCCCUCCCUCUUCGCAUGGAUUUCAUGCAUGUAGCGAAAAGACACCUUGGGGAGGAAGGGUAUUGCCAAGCCACUGCCACCGGUUUUUUUGUUACCCCAACCAUUGCAACCGCACAAGUAUGCAUGACCAGAUGGUACGGCUCUCGAGCACAGUUAUCGCUCGUUGACUUCGAAAGUAUGAAACGGCUGUGUCGUGAAGAACGCAUGCAGCGCUAUGGACGGCGAGUCGCUUUGGUUGUGGGAUUCCUAACAAAUGCUUUGGGCUCAAGCAGCUGCGAGUGCUGCCCGCAGGAUGUGCUGAACUUACUAUCCGUUUCUGAGCGUGUUGAGGUCAUAAGCACUAUUGCUACCACUCCUUUUGUGAAGACCCAACCCGUAGUCUUGGAGGAGAUGCUGUUAUCUGUUUUCAGCGACGAAUGCCUCUCCCAAGAGGCUGCGUAUAGUCUGCUACAGGUGAUUGAUAAGGCUCGUGCUGACGGCUUGCCGGUGAGCACCAUGUGCUUUUCUGAGGGCAUCCACUGCGUGUUAUCAAAGAAGAGUGCAAAUAGUAAUGCUUCCCAGAGGCGAGAACUGGUUGCGGCGACUCUGGCGUGUGGCGAGCGUGUGUUGGGCUUCGAUGAGUUGGCAUCUCGUUGUGAUUUGUGUGGUUUAUGGUAUGAGAGCGCGGCAUAUCGCACUGCAGUAUCUGGAGUGUUGAUGGGAUUGAACCGACCGUCGCCAGGAACUGAUGGUAAAGAAUUCUGUUUAAUGAGCACCACAUCGGAGGACAUUGGGUUCGGUGGGCUCGUAUUGCUGCUUCUUCAGUUUCUAAGGAUGAGGAAAGGGGCGGCUGCCAGUCACAUCGCUGCAAUUGAAUUUCUCCGCUGUCGGAUGUCCCCGUGUGUUGCUAACUUUACUAAACAAAGCGUUGCAGUUGAACUUGCACGGAUGGAGAGUAAUAGUGCUUUUCUUGCUGACAAUUAUCCGAGUGCGCUGCAUUAUCUUUGGAAUGCUGAUCAAAAGCACAAGAAAGAGAGGGAGUUGGCGGCCGCGGCGUGGCUUCACUUCGACGUCAAGUGCGGGACGCCGUCAACUGCCGCAGUGCUCUUGUCGUGUUACAACAAUAAUUGGAAUGGAAUAGCUUACAUACUGCAACGUACAAGGCAGGCCGGCUUAGGUGUUGCGUUAAAUGCACUCUCCGCAAUGAUCGAACUGACACCAACAGGAUGUUACUAUGCCAUCGUACGGCUCUGUUUCCCUCACAGUCGUGGAUAUAUUGAAAAAAAUAGCCAAAGCAAAGGUUCCUGCACUUUCCUUUUUGAGGCAAGGGCGCCAGGGGGGGAAAGAGGAGGGGACGUCGUAUUGAACCCUCCGAAAAAUGUCUUGGAGUCAUGGCAGUUUGUUGAAAACGCGGUUCGUCAACAUCGGCAACGACUUCUGCUGCAGUUGGGUGGUGGGUGUGCUGUAUGGUCUUUAUCAGCGGAAUACGCUCAACAGAUCGCUGUUGCUCUGCCACAACUUUCGGGCACACUUCUUUCGCAGUGGAUUAGAGGGGUAUUAUAUCAUAACCAAUGGAACACCAUCUUCACACUACUACGUGUAGCAGCGGGGCGCGGUGUUUCUCCUGAAAUGGAGGUUCUUGUUGAAAUUCUCGAGAAAGCUUAUAGGAAUAUUGGAAGGGGCGGGAACGGUGUGCCAAAUGAGCAGAAAGGCGUUAGUGUUCUGCAAUCAGUUGUAGAAAAUAUACGAACGCUGUUUCCGUAUUGUGCGCAAACCGUCUUUCGCGCGUUUGUCGAGCGCAUAGCAGUGCAGUUGGACAUCGACACUACGUCGUCGCUUCCGUGGGAUUCUGCCCUUCGGAUUCUAUCUGCUGUUAAUGAUCUCGGUCUUAUGCACUACCCACGUAAUUGCAUGGAGUUAGUUGCAACGAGCGCCCCCGCAGUUGCCGCGUUCUCCAUGCUUCAGAUGUUGGACACCACGCGUAGAGCUGACAACCAUGUGCGCAAUCAUUUUCCUUUAAACCUUUCUCCCCUCCCACUGGAGGUAGCGGCACUUCAGUCUCUGUUGCGCUCCGCACAAUCAACUGGUCUUCAUGUGGUCGCUGAUGCGUUUGCGGUUCCUCCUUCUAACAUCAAUACAGCGAGGGUCACGUGGUGGUCAUCGAGCGAGUUAGCAGUAGGUAUACCUGUGGCUACUGCACUUUACAGGCGCCAGGCCGUCGGACUUUGGUACGUGGCACUACAGAGCCUGCACAGGAGUUUUGCACACAGUGGCAGAGAUGUGAGCAACGUUGAUGCGCAUCAUGCGAUCAGACUUGCUGCAUUCGGGUCCACGAGUAAUGCCACAUUGCUGCAGUGUCUUGUAGCACUCCCGAAGCACGAGGGGAAGCAAGAACUAGCGUUUUCACGGCGUCGCCUCAAGAGGGCUGAUGACGCCACGCUCGUGACAACGCUUGGGUGCAUCGUAGGUGCGUUAACGGCGCGUGGCGCAUGGGAAGUGGCGCUUCGCAUUCUUCCGUUAGGUGCCACUGACCUUCCACCGUUGCUUCGCUGUGCGCAGGAACAUGCGAUACGCCUCAGCGACGGCAAUAUUAGCACAGGCGGUGCCGAGGAAAAGCGGAAGGAUCGGUUUCUUAAGUCAGGUGGUAGGAGAGGAUCUCGAAAACCUUUUCGACAUCAUGCGAUGCCGACUAGGGUGAAGAGGCUUGUCGUCAAAAUGCAUCUUGAGGAUUCUUUCCGUUGGUGGGAUAACAACCAGAAGUGUUGA
Molecule: messenger RNA, 3195 nt
Organism: Trypanosoma brucei brucei TREU927
Lineage: Eukaryota; Euglenozoa; Kinetoplastea; Trypanosomatida; Trypanosomatidae
Exons: 1
Coding region: 1-3195 (1064 amino acids)
Source: RefSeq, a predicted model, not a curated record